This is a messenger RNA of Lethenteron reissneri (Far Eastern brook lamprey), 3199 nucleotides long. Its product is annotated as dual specificity tyrosine-phosphorylation-regulated kinase 2-like. The record is from RefSeq and is a predicted model, not a curated record. Gene Ontology annotation, molecular function: protein serine/threonine kinase activity; ATP binding. Gene Ontology annotation, biological process: peptidyl-threonine phosphorylation; peptidyl-serine phosphorylation. Gene Ontology annotation, cellular component: cytoskeleton; cytoplasm. NCBI's taxonomy places the organism in Eukaryota, Metazoa, Chordata, Hyperoartia, Petromyzontiformes, Petromyzontidae.
UGAGUCUCUCUGUGUGAGUUUGUGUGUGUGUGAGUCUCUCUGUGUGAGUCUGUGUGUGUGUGAGUCUCUCUGUGUGAGCCUCUCUGUGCGUGAGUCCCUCUGUGUGAGUCUGUGUGAGUCUCUCUGUGUGUGAGUCUCUCUGCGUGAGUCUGUGUGUGUGUGCGACUUUCUGUGUGAGUCUGUCUGUGUGUGAGUAUCUCUGUAUGAGUCUGUGUGUGUGAGACUCUCUGUGUGAGUCUGUGUGUGAGUCUCUCUGUUAGUGAGUCUGUGUGUGUGUGAGACUCUCUGCGUGUGAGUUUCUCUAUGUAUGUCUGUGUGUGAGUCUCUCUGUGAGUGAAUCUGUGUGUGUGAGACUCACUGUAUGAGUCUGUGUGUGUGUCUAUCUGUGUGAGUCUAUGUGUGUCUGUGUGUGAGUUUCUCUGUGUGCGAGUUUCUCUGUGAGUGAAUCUGUGUGUGUGUGUGAGACUGUCUGUAUGAGUCUAUGUGUGAGUCUAUCUGUGUGAGUCUGUGUGUGUCGGUGUGUGAGUUUCUCUGUGUGCGAGUUUCUCUGUGAGUGAAUCUGUGUGUGUGUGUGAGACUGUCUGUAUGAGUCUAUGUGUGAGUCUAUCUGUGUGAGUCUGUGUGUGUCGGUGUGUGAGUUUCUCUGUGUAUGAGUCUCUCUGUGAGUGAGUCUGUGUGUGUGUGAAACUCUCUGUAUGAGUCUAUGUGUGAGUCUAUCUGUGUGAGUCUGUGUGUGUCUGUAUGAGUCUCUCUGUGUGUGAGUCUCUCUGUGAGUGAGUAGGUGGCAGGGUGAGUGGAUCUUAAAGUGGGAGAGUAGGUGCACGGCUGGGUGAGUUAGUGAGUAGAUGGAUGAGUGAGUGGGUGGGUGAGUGUGUGGGUGCGUGGAUGUGUGGGUGGGUGAGUGUGUGUGGGUUGGAGGUUAGGUACCAUCGGACACUCCACCUCCACAACUCCCAAUCGGUGAUGGGGCAGUUGUGGAGAGAGUGGAGAGUUUCCCAUACCUGGGCAGUGUGCUUAUGACCGGCUCCAGUUUAUCAGCAGAGGUCUCUUUUCAUCGGUUGCGUAACGCUGUGUGGAAGCUACCUGGUCUGUCACUCCGCACGAAGCUUCAGGUCUUCUCGGCCACGGUCAUUCCCUCCCUUCUCUACGCUUGUGAAAUGUGGACCCCCCUAAUGGAGCAUCUUCGCCGGUUGGAAACAUUUAGGCUGGCCUGCCUACGAUCCAUCCUGGGUUUAACCAGGCUGGAUUGUGUGAGGAGCUCACAAAUCCUUGAAAGAUCUGGGCAAAGUCCCAUCGGUGAGCUCCUCCGGCAGGCAAGGCUGCGUUGGCUGGGUCAUGUAGCCCGCAUGCCCAGCCACCGCAUGCCUUAACAGCUUUUGUUCGGCACGGAUCGAGGGGGCUAAACGGGCGCGGCACGGGCUAGAGAAGAGAUGGAGUGAUGUGGUACAGGAGGACGUGGAGCUGAGUGGACUUGCCGAUGACUGGUACCAGCGGUGUCAAGAUUGGCCUCAGUGGAGGAGGCUCGUGAAGAACGCUACUGGCCAGUUGGAGGCAGUUGCCUUCCAACAACAACGGAGGGCGGAUGAGCGACGCUCACAACAACGAGCUCGAUGGAGACCCGGACCGCGCGAGAGACACCGUGAGCUCUGAGCACCCUCGUCUGCAAGUUGCUACCAGGGAGAUCAGCCGAGCUGGAGAGGCUCGGAGUAAUGGCGAGUCUUGCACCACGUGGAGUGCGCUGUCCUCAGCGCGCACCGCCUCCAUCCGCAGCAAGUCGCCACAAGCAAUCCUGGUUCUCUUUGGCCCUCAAAUGACCCACCGGGAGAAGCUGGAGCUUGCAGCCAUACAGGAAGUAUGGUACUUUGCGCUCCGCAACAGAUCCCGGGGACCAAACAACGCUGGAUACGACGACCACGAACAUCAUUACAUUCCGGUCCAGCAUGAGCACCUCCACUACCGCUAUGAGGUGCUGAAGAAGAUUGGGUAUGGAGGUCAAGGCCAGGUGAUCCGGUGCCUUGACCACAUGAGGAACACCCUGGUGGCCGUGAAGAUCUUGGUAUCACCAUUGAGCUCCAAGCGUGAUACAUUUCAGAGAAUGGAGAUCAAGAUGGCUCUGGAACUUCAGGGCGAGGGCAGUGAUGAGGACUACAACGUCGUCAAAGUCCUGAACCAAUUUGACUUCAGAGGACACCACUGCAUUGUCCUGGAGCUGUUGAAGGAGAGCCUCCAUGAUGUGAUUAAGGAAGCGGGGCUCCGGCAAUUGCACAUGGGGAUGAUGAAAACUUACACCAGGGGCAUCCUCAAGUUCCUUUGCCACACCAAGGCCAGGAGCAUCAUCCAUGCGGACAUCAAGCCAGAAAAUGUUCUAAUCAAGGACACCGUGACCUGCACCAUCAGGGUCACAGACUUUGGCACCAGCUUUUUUGUGAAAAGUCAACCUCUUUAUGUUGGUGGGACUCGGCCAUUCCAACCUCCGGAGGUAUUGCUGGGCUACAGAUUGACCUGUGCAGUGGACAUGUGGGCACUGGGCUGCACGGUGGCGGAGUUGGUGACCGGCAGGGAAUUAUUCCAGUCGGACAGCCACGACGACCACCUCCCGUGCUGCAUGGAGAUCCUCGGGUUGCCUCCAAGAUGUAUGAUGGAUGCAGCUCCUAAUGGAAUGCACUACUUUGAUCGUGUGGGCAUGAUGUUCUGCCCAGUCAAGAGAAGGGUGCCAGGGAGCUUGUCACUUCACGGGGCACUCAAUAGCCACGACCUGGAGUUUGUUGAAUUCGUCAGCUCCUGCCUGCGAUGGGAUCCGGAUUGUCGCAUGACGCCAGCGCAGGCGCUGGGUCACAGCUGGCUUCGGACCGCGGCCACCAGCACCACCAGCAACGCCACCACCACUGCUACUCCUGGCAGUGUACAGUGUUUUGGAGCUGCUGAGCGACGAGCGGAGCCGGCGCUGCCCCCAUCCUCCGCGCUCACCCAGGCCUCUAAAUGGCUGACGGUUGUUGUGGAGGAAGAGGAGACUCCGGUGGAGGAGCUGUUGGUGCAGGAGGAGGAGACCCUGGUGGAGGAGCUGGUGGUGCAGGAGGAGGAGACCCUGGUGGAGGAGCUGGUGGUGCAGGAGGAGGAGACCCUGGUGGAGGAGCUGGUGGUGCAGGAGGAGGAGACCCUGGUGGAGGAGCUGGUGAUGCAGGAAAUGUUGAGUUUAUAA